AUGAACUCAGCAAUUUUUAAGAUUUUACUUAUUUUGUCUCUUAUGACACAAUCUUUUGCUUGGACGCUAACCUUAGGUGGCAAGGUUUAUGAUGGCAAUACUAAUCAAGAUUGCACGGCUGCUUUUGGUAAAACAGGUACCCAAUUGGAUUGGACUCGUAAGUUGUUUUCUGGCUGCUGUGUUCGAUUAUAUCCAGAUUCUGCAUGUAAAAAGCAACAAAUUGGUUAUUCUUGCAAAGAUUGGAAAAAAACAUUAAGUCAAAAUGUUGGCUCUUUCAAAGUUGAAAGCU
This is a messenger RNA of Dentiscutata erythropus, 289 nucleotides long. Lineage: Eukaryota; Fungi; Glomeromycota; Glomeromycetes; Diversisporales; Gigasporaceae. The record is from the annotation of a GenBank genome assembly.